Messenger RNA from Rhizophagus irregularis DAOM 181602=DAOM 197198, 516 nucleotides. RefSeq names its product AP-2 complex subunit sigma. The record is from RefSeq and is a predicted model, not a curated record. Lineage: Eukaryota; Fungi; Glomeromycota; Glomeromycetes; Glomerales; Glomeraceae. Gene Ontology annotation, biological process: clathrin-dependent endocytosis; protein transport. Gene Ontology annotation, molecular function: clathrin-cargo adaptor activity. Gene Ontology annotation, cellular component: intracellular membrane-bounded organelle; AP-2 adaptor complex.
UCUUUAUUUAAUAUUCACCUCGUCCAUGAUUCGAUUUAUACUUGUACAAAACCGACAAGGUAAAACACGCCUAUCAAAAUGGUAUGUUCCUUAUGAGGAUGAAGAAAAAGUAAAACUUAAAGGCGAAGUACACAGAUUAGUUGCACCUCGAGAUCAAAAGCAUCAAUCCAAUUUCGUCGAGUUUCGAAAUUAUAAAGUGGUCUAUAGAAGAUACGCAGGAUUGUUUUUUUGUGUGUGUGUAGAUGCAAAUGAUAAUGAAUUAGCAUAUUUAGAAGCGAUACACUUUUUUGUAGAGGUGUUGGAUGCAUUUUUCGGUAACGUAUGUGAGCUGGAUUUAGUCUUCAAUUUUUACAAGGUGUAUGCAAUAUUAGAUGAAGUAUUUUUGGCGGGUGAAAUCGAAGAAACUAGUAAGAAUAUUGUAUUAACUAGAUUAGAUCAUUUGGAUAAAUUGGAAUAGCAUCAAUAAUUAUGUUAAUUAGAUUAAACAGAAGUAUAUAUAUAUAUAUUAUAUAAAUA